AUGGGGCGGUUUGCAAAGAACAUGCCCAUCCCCAGCGGCGCUGGCGCCUUGGGCCCCUUGGCCACUCUGGAGGACUGCAACGCGGGCGUUGUGGAUGUGGAGACGGACGUGCCGGAAUCCCUUGGCCACGUUGAGCGUUUGGUGGAGCUUCGCUUCGCGAGGCUCCGGCAGCAGCUCCUGCUGGACUUUGAGGCCCGCUUGCAGUCGCUGGAAGCUGCUGUGGCGUCAAUUGACGAUGUAGCGCACCAGAAGAGCCUGAAAAGCGAAGAACAGGUGGACAUUGGACCUGGGAACAGUGGAAAUGGGAACCACAUGAGCCCUGUAAGCCCCGAGCCGUCAGAGGGCAAGUCCAAGGACGGCUCCCAGUCCCUGGACGUGAGGAAGGCGGAGGAGGAGGAGGUCACGGAAGUCUGCUUCGAGGAAUCCGUGUGGACGGUGCCCAUUUUGCUGUGCUUGUCGGAGUUGUACAUUGGCUGGUUUGAUACCCUCUUUGCCGCCACGCUCAUCUUGCUGAACCUCGCCAUGCAGGCUUCUUUCUCGGGCAUCCUGCUGUCGCGGGCCUUCAUGGGGGAGGACUUUGUCAGCAAGAUUUCCAGCGCGAAGAUUUGGCGCACCAGUGUAGCCCACGACUACAAGCACUUGGACUUAGCCGACACCAGUUUGGUGUCCCGAGUUUGCAACGGCGACGAGGCUCUGAUCCUGUCGACCAAUCAGGCCACCCUGAUUGAGCAGAUCAACAGCUUCCUGGGCCUGCAGACAUCGGAGUUCUACGAAGGGGCCUUCCAGCCGGGCGUUCUGCUGUGCAUGCUCUGCGUGGUCCUUUGGACGCUGUGUGUGUACAAGGAGUUUCGGCUGAUUUGGAUGCAGUUCGAGAUGGUCUUGGCCAUCCCCCGCGGGCGCAGGACCUCCUUCCACCGGAGGGCUUUCCGCCAGAUCUCGUGUGGCCGGGUGGUGAUGAUGCUUGUGGUGGGACUGGCAAGGGCAGCCAUCGCUUCCAUCCUCAUGGUGGCAGGCAUCCUUUGGCUCUCACGGACUACCUCUAUCCAGGAGUUGAUGCUGAACGCCGUAGCGCUGAACGCCAUCCUGGACGUGGACGAGUUCCUUUUCGUGGGCAUGACGCCCGCGAAGAUAAAUGAGGCGGUGAGGAAGCUGAAGCCGCGGCGAGUGAACUACAGCCACCAGCGCUCCCAAACGGAGUCCGCGGUGCACUUCGCUUCGCUUCUGGUGGUCGUGGUCCUGUCAUACGUGCUGCUGCUGGAGCCGUUGAAGCGAGCGAUGCUUGAUGUGAAGACCGAGAUGUGCUACGGCAACCAGACCUUUGUGGUGUCGUAUAAUGCGGAGACGCAGAGAACCAUUGGCUUGGUCACGGUACCUUCUCGUGAUAUAGGCAACGACUCCAUCAGCGAGAUUGCUGUGGACGCGCACAAGGCAAUCUCCCCCGAGUCCACGCCGAAAGACGGCUUCGCCACCUACAUCACCUUUGCGCCCAACAUCGACCUCUUUCAAGAAAGGAGGUCCCGGAGCAUGAAGGAAGAGGCCACCGCCUUUCCCUUCUGCGUGGAGGCUCGCCUGCUCAACGCCUCCGGGGACUUGUAUGGUGACCCCUCCAUGCAACCCCUGGCCACACAGCUGGUGAAGACUGCCGCGGCCACGGUGGGGCGGCAGGACGCCACUAGCUGCCAGGAGCUGCAGGACAUGUGCCACCGCCUGGACGCCCGACUCUUGCGCUUGGUCUGUGGCCAAACCUGUGAAUGCACGGACCCCUUCAGCUCGCCCUGGUACAAGACAGAGGCGCAGGGUUGCUCCUCCACGUGUUUGCGCCUUGCGCGUCGCAACAAGCCCAACAACCACUGCGAGGAUGUGUCGGCCUCCCACGCGGGCUGGCGGAACUUCUGGGCCCGGUACCCGGACGUGGCGGCGGCCUACUUCGAGGGCGCCCAGUCCAGCCAGCACGGGCCCAUCGUGAACCAGACGAUGUCCAGGAUGCUCUCGGGCGGGUGCGAGGCCCUGAGGCGGUUCCCGACAGACGCCUUGAUGGACACGGAGUGGUGCGAAGGCAUGCCAGACCUGUUCCGGCCUUUGGCGCAUUUGUGCCCCCAGAGCUGUGGCUGCAACAUCUCGGCAGAGGAUAGCAAGCUCUUCACGGUGAGCAACGAGGAGUUGCAGCGACUCCGCCAGGAAGAGGAGUUCCGGCGCCGUUAUGAGAAGGACCGGGAGGAGGCCUCAGAUCAGGAGCCAGAAGUGGCGGAGGCGGAGGAGGACACAGACAAGAAGCGGAAGGCUGAGGACGCCGUCGGAGGCGAAGGCUUGGAGGAGCCAGAGCAGAAAGUGGCCAAGCGCCGCGCUCGGGCAGGACCCAGGAGGAUGGGCAAGAAGACGAUGACUGAGCCUCGCCGCAUUUCAGGCCAAAGGUUGCCUGACGGCGAGGAGAGUUUGAUCAGCAAAGAGUUGGCCAAAGAGCUGAGGGAGCACUACGAGGAGCUCUUCGCCGGGAAGUUUCCCACAGGCGUCUACCCCGAUGAGUGGCACUGGCGGGAGGGCAUCUCCAAGCCGGACAAGUUCCGGGAGAUCGUGAACGCCUGGAAGAGCUCGCCGCUGGUGGCGUCGGUGGCGCUGAGCGCCCAGGUGGCGCAGAAGGCAGCGGCGCUAAUGGGCUGGGAGGCGGUGCGCCUGGCGCAGGAGGAUGUGCUGUGGAAGCCCCCAGGCGCCAGCGGUGUGGGCUACCACCAAGACUCAGCGUACAUUUCCCAAAACUUCCGGCCUCUGGAGAGCAAUUCCGUGACUGUCUGGAUUGCGCUGGAUGACGCGGAUGCGGAUACCGGCGUGGUGGAGUACGCCGUGGGCUCCCACCGCUGGCCGGCCUUUGAGUCCAGCGCCGUGAACUCCUCCUUUCACGGCGCCAAGGACGAGCUCGCCGCGGUGCGCGCCGCCGCAGAAGCCGCGAAGGCAGAGCUCGAGAUUCGGCGCCUGGCAGUGCCUAUGGGGGGCGCGGUGUUCCAUCACCAGGACACGUGGCACGGCUCCGGGCCAAAUCGCACCAGCGACCGGCCCCGGCGCGCUUUGGGCGUGCACCUGCUGCGGCGCGACGUCACCUUCAGGGCGGAGCCGCCGCCGGACUACAUCUACGGGCGCUACGUGCUGGCGGAAAACUCGGAAGAGGUAUCCGAGCAGUUCUUCCCCAUCACCUGGACGCCUUCAGGCUACGUGAGCCCCGUGGUGCGACGCUUGCUGAAGAAACGGAAGGCGCGGAGGGCUUGCAGGACGUGGCUUCGAGGCAUUUGUGAAGAGCUGCAGGACAGUGCCCUCGGGCCGCGCGGGGCCGACAUGCUUUCACAGGGCUCCGCUCCGAAGCGCCAGAAGUGUCCUAAGGUCGGCUUUACAGACAUGGCCUUUGCGCUCAUUUGCGCCCACUUCCCAGCAGCGCUCAAAGGAGACGAGGCCUUGCAGGUGGAGGGCGGCCCGCCAGCCACUGCUGAGGACCUUGCGAGAUGCUGGCUUGCUACGCUCAAGGCGCAGCACCAGGGAGAUAUCACCGAGCGGGACGAGGAAUUCGUACGAAUUAGGGUCAAGCAGACCAUGCGCGAGGUAGAUCCGCAAGGCCUGGGCAAGGUCGGCAUUGACAUUUGGUGCAACCACAUGCUGCUGACCCGCUCCAGCCCGGCAGCUAUGCGAGCCAUGUUGCAUAUCAACCGCCUCUUGGAGUCCUCAUUGCAAUCAUGCCCUAGCAUCCUCGUUGCCUUGCAGCAUAGCUUCGAGGUGGCUGAAGGUCAACUGGGGACGCCAACGGCGCUGGCCAUGGGAUGGGAAGAAGAUCCCGAAGGCAUUCCCUUCGAGGGCUUCGACCGGGAGCAUCCGCUGCCGUCCCCUCGUUACUUCGAGGUGGCACCGGAGGUUACCCCUGAGACGGAGGUCACAGCGAGCGACUGCCUAGACGAGAUGGGCCACGGCCGAGUCUUGAAACUUGAGGAGAUCCUGGAGCUGUUCACCCGGAAGUUGUGGCACCUGCGCCCUAAGUUUGAUGGCCCCAGCAAGCGACGCACUGACUUCGCAUACACCAACCCUGACGAGUUUGUGCAGCAGACCAUCACAGCCAUGGAGCUGGAUAGGCUCACUCCUGUCUCGUCUGCGGACUUCUUGGCCCUUUGCCUUGGCCGGCAGGAAUGGCCGGUGGUUCUCCACCUCUAUGACCUAUCCCGAGGCCUGGCAUCUAUGCUGAGUCCACUACUGCUCCACCAAAGCCUGGAGGGCGUAUGGCACACCGGCAUCGUUGUCUACGGGAAGGAGUACUACUUCGGAGGGGAUAUCUUCUACGAUACUCCCGCGAACACCGGCUUCGGGGUGCCCAGGCUGGUAAUCCCUUUGGGCACCACGUUGCGGCAGCGUGACGAGCUCCAUGCAUUUAUUGUGGACGAGCUCAAGCCGAUUUUCAACCGAGAGGCCUAUGACGCAGCCCGCAACAACUGCAACCACUUCACAGACCGCGUGAGCCUGUACCUUGUGGGCCGGCACAUUCCGGAGGAAGUGCUUGAUCAGCCACAACUACUGCUGGACACAGCCCUGGGCCGUGCGUUGCGCCCGGCCAUCAAUCGCAUUCUGGGCAGGCGCUUUGAGCCCAACACAAGUGCUGCCACUAUCUCAGCGUCCAGCGUUGGCCAGGAGCACAAGACAUGGGCCUCAGGCUGGAAGUGA
Messenger RNA from Effrenium voratum, 4689 nucleotides. NCBI's taxonomy places the organism in Eukaryota, Dinophyceae, Suessiales, Symbiodiniaceae. The record is from the annotation of a GenBank genome assembly.